Molecule: messenger RNA, 797 nt
Organism: Schistosoma spindalis
Lineage: Eukaryota; Metazoa; Platyhelminthes; Trematoda; Strigeidida; Schistosomatidae
Source: the annotation of a GenBank genome assembly
AUGGCGCCUUAUAGGAGGAGUAAAAAACCGCCUCCCGAAGGAUGGGAGUUGAUCGAACCAACAAUCGAGGAAUUGAAUAGGAAGAUGCGUGAGGCUGAAACUGACCCUCAUGAGGGAAAACGUAAAGUUGAGGCUGAAUGGCCAAUAUUUCGCAUUCAUCAUAAGAGGUCUCGGUUCAUAUAUGAUUUGUAUUAUAAACGAAAAGCUAUUUCUAAGGAGCUGUAUGAAUUCUGCAUCAAAGAGAAGAUAGCCGAUGCAAAUCUGAUAGCCAAAUGGAAGAAACAAGGAUAUGAAAACUUAUGUUGUUUAAGGUGCAUCCAAUCUAGAGAUACAAAUUUUGGAACUAAUUGCGUAUGUCGAGUACCAAAGUCAAAGUUAGAAGAAGGUCAGAUUGCUUGCAUUAUAAUUAAGGUGAAAUAUCAUUUGGCUCACAAACACUUAGUUCUUUAUUUCUUCGAUUUAUCUGUAGAUAUAGUUAACAACAAUUCGUUCUUCAGCUCGAUUCAAUAUCUCUUGAGGAAGUGCUGUAAGCCUGGCCAAUUUAAUACCUGAUUUUAUGAAAAAAUUUCUAAUUGAAGUAAUAACAUGAGUGAUUAUUAAUCUCGAAUGCAUAGAGCUUGACAUUACAAUCAAUGAUUUCCAAUGAUUAAAAAUUCUUUGACUGUAUGUAUUUAUACAUCUAAAAUUUACCCAAAUUGUUGGAUCGUUCCCAACCACCAAUUAUAAGCUAUUGUUUCUUUUGUAGUAAGUAGCAUACUUAAACAUAAAAUUUAUCAUCUUUUCAUACAAAUUUUCCC